Messenger RNA from Caenorhabditis remanei, 1008 nucleotides. RefSeq lists its product as uncharacterized. The record is from RefSeq and is a predicted model, not a curated record. The transcript has 3 exons. Gene Ontology annotation, molecular function: protein binding. The coding region runs from base 1 to 1008 and encodes 335 amino acids. Lineage: Eukaryota; Metazoa; Nematoda; Chromadorea; Rhabditida; Rhabditidae.
AUGAACCCUCCAAAACCGUUCCCAAUCCUCCGUCUACCGUUUCUCGCAAUUGAAGAAGUUUUCAAAGCGAUGCAUGCAUUCGAAAUCAUAAAUUUCUCGCUAAUCUCUAACAGGACCAAACAAAUUACGAAGAUGAUGACCGUCUGUCCGAAAUAUUCAGUUGCACUUGAUAUUGAUAGAAACCUGCAAAUAGACAUUCGUGCAACUAAUGAGACAAUAUCAUGCAUUUAUGUAAUGACAUCAGAAGAAAACAUAGACGGAGAAACUGAAGAAAUAGAUGAGGAUGGUUGUAUUAAUCGGAAAAUAUGUAAAUAUUCAAAGGAUCCUGUAGAAGAAUGGAAGCAGUUGAGUGUAUAUGUAUUGGAAAUAUUUAAAACACAGACGGUCGAUGUUUUCACAAUGUAUAUGGAUUUAUUUGUAGAUCAAAACAAAUCAAUUAUCGAUUUUUUGAAAACUAAUGUGAAAUCAAUAGACGAAUGUAUCCUAUCUCAAAGGAAAAAUGAAAUAAACGUAGAUGAGGAUUUCGCUUAUCUCUUGGAUAAUUUGAAAAUCAAUGAUAUGUUAUAUUCUAUGUUAAACAUUAAAGACGAUAACUUCGAUGGAAAAAUCCCAAGAAAUCUGAAGCACUUAGUUAUGGAAGACGCUUUUUGGGUUGGAUAUGAAAAGAUACUGGAAAUAGAUAGUGUCUCAGUUAAUGUUCAUAAAAAUCGAAUCUCGUAUAAGGACUGGAAUUUAUUCAUUAAGAAAUGGAUGGCAAUGGAAACUCAUUUGAAUCUGGAAUUAUGGGACUUUUGUUUCGAAUCAAUGGAAGAAUUCAGAGUACUAGCAUUGCAUGAUAUACCUCACGAAGUUGUCGACGAAAAUGUCAAGCGUACUUUGAAGAUUUGUUUCGAUAGUCCGAAAGAGAUAAACGGAGGGAUUGAUAUCAAACGCAUCGAUGGAAAGACUGCAACAUUCUCAGUUCAUCAUACUGAAUGGGGAGACAAUUUCUUCAUGUUUGUUCAUUGA